Messenger RNA from Suncus etruscus (white-toothed pygmy shrew), 2082 nucleotides. It is a transcript of the gene RANBP3L, whose product is annotated as RAN binding protein 3 like. The coding region runs from base 462 to 1973 and encodes 503 amino acids. Lineage: Eukaryota; Metazoa; Chordata; Mammalia; Eulipotyphla; Soricidae. Gene Ontology annotation, biological process: protein export from nucleus. Gene Ontology annotation, molecular function: GTPase activator activity. Gene Ontology annotation, cellular component: nuclear pore; cytoplasm. The record is from RefSeq and is a predicted model, not a curated record. The transcript is spliced from 14 exons.
CAGGCUUUGGAAACCCUUGAUUUAACUCAACACUUUUUUCUCUCUUUGUAUUGUUAUUUCAGCAGUCUCCUCCUCGGAGUGUUGAAUUUCUAGUCAGUAGAAGGAAUAAAAAAUGAAAAACUACUGACCAAACUGCAAUCUGUUAGAAAUAAACACUUUGUAGGUAGGAUUUUAAAGUCUAAAGGAGAGAGUCUCGAUGUGUUUUGAAAGAAGUUGUGUUUUUACCAGUUGUAUUGGCAUCAUUCAGUGGAAGAGAAGUUACGUUGGUAAAUAUUUAUUUCAAGAAUCAUGACUACGAAAAUCUUGGAAGUUUAUUAAGAGAAAUAAAUGUUUUUCACGCAAGGACAGGAUCUGCAUGUACUGCUCUGCUUCUGGGUAUCUUGUGAAGGCCAUUUGAGGUGUCCAGCUCAGGGGAGGAAAUGCUCUGGUGAUAGCAGAGUCACGACCAAACUUCUAGAACCAUGUCUACUGUACAAAGAAAAGGCAGCUGCCACCUCUUCAAUACUUUGCACACCUGUAAACUGCAGUCUCCAGAGGACCAGAGACCUCACGAUAAAUUUGUCAUUGCUCAACCAAUGUUUGUUUUUGGAAAAAGGGAACAAACUUUCAAGAGACCUGCAGAAGACAGCCUAUAUGAAGCAGUGGAGCCUGAAUAUAAUGACUUUUUGAGUAAGCGUGUACGAGCUUCAUCUUUUACAUUGCAUACCACAGACUUUCAGUCCCAAGGAGUGUCAAACUUGCCCCAGAAACGAACAAGAUCCUCAUCCUUUACUGACCUCCCAACCUUCCCACCUUCUGGGCCAGUAAAGAAAAACAAUGUUUUUAUGACGUCAAAUAUCGUGCAAAAGGAUGUUGAUUUGAACAGUAAAGAAAAAGAUACCAUGAAAUGUUCUGACCAUUUUCUAAGACCUGCUACUUUGCAACCACCGAAAAUACAAAGAUGUGAAAAAGUAAAAUUAACAUUUGGACACAAUGCAUUGGAAUCCUGCAAGACUAAAGAAAUAGCAAAAUACAAGAUUUCUGGAGAGAAUGCCUAUUUCCUAAAUGAAGAUUUACCAAGUGCCAGGAUUUCAGUUCACUUGAAUAUGAACCAGAAUAUUUUAGGGACUGCAUCUGUAGAUCAACUAACUGAGGAGAAGAAAUCCCUUAAAAGCUGCAGUUCUGAUUUCAUAUUUGGAGAAAACAUGGUGGAAAGAGUUUUGGGGAUUCAAAAGCUCACCCAGCCUCAACUAGAAAAUGAUUCCUACACCAAGGAAAAAUUAAUCAAAUCCACUCUAAAAUUUCCUAUUGAUUCUCCAAGUUCAAGAACAGAGUCUAUUCAAAAUAUAACACUAAUUGAAUCAGCAGCUGCUUUUUCUUCUAAACCAUCAUCAAAAUGCUUGCUGGAAAAAAUUGUUGUGAUAACAGGGGAAGAAGCAGAACAUAAUGUCUUAAAGAUCAACUGUAAGCUCUUUAUAUUCAACAAAGCAACACAGUCCUGGAUUGAAAGGGGCAGAGGAUCUCUGAGAUUGAAUGAUACAGCAAGCAGUGACUGCGGGACCUUUCAGUCAAGACUAAUUAUGCGCAAUCAAGGCAGUUUGAAGCUGAUUCUCAAUAGCAAACUCUGGGCUCAAAUGCAGAUUCAAAGAGCAAACCACAAAAAUUUACGAAUAACAGCUACUGAUUUAGAAGACUGUAGCAUCAAAGUAUUUUUAAUUCAGGCUGGUGCCAAAGAUACGAGAUAUCUGUACGCAGCAAUACAUCAUCGCCUUGUUGCACUUAGAGCCUUUGAUAAUCAGAAAGAUACAUAUCAAGCUGAAGCCCAGGGAGAAACAGUCCUUCAGCAAUUAAGCUGUGAUAACUGUGAUGAGGAUGAAGAUGAUCUUAUCGAUGUCAGCAAAAUUAGAUCAGGUGAUAACUUUUCUUUUGUUAGUCAAAUUAGGACUAUGCACAAUGCUAAAAUAUCAAAUCAGUUUUUCACAAAAUGGAACUGAUUUGUUUAAAGUGGAUAGUUGGGGGUCAAAUAUAUAGCUUAGUGAAAGACCAAGCUAGUACUUGCAUAUGGAGUAUCUGGGUUUCAUCUCUUUCUCUGGUAAUGCCAAA